This is a messenger RNA of Anopheles bellator, 609 nucleotides long. RefSeq names its product transcription initiation factor IIA subunit 2 (gene TfIIA-S). The transcript is spliced from 3 exons. NCBI's taxonomy places the organism in Eukaryota, Metazoa, Arthropoda, Insecta, Diptera, Culicidae. The record is from RefSeq and is a predicted model, not a curated record. Gene Ontology annotation, biological process: transcription initiation at RNA polymerase II promoter; RNA polymerase II preinitiation complex assembly. The coding region runs from base 94 to 441 and encodes 115 amino acids. Gene Ontology annotation, cellular component: transcription factor TFIIA complex. Gene Ontology annotation, molecular function: RNA polymerase II general transcription initiation factor activity; TBP-class protein binding.
GUUUCGAUUCGUUCGCUGUUCCUGCCGCUUUCCGAAGAUCCUUAGCAAUUUUGUUUUUCUCUCACUAAGCCUUUUCAAACUUUGCGAAAUAACAUGUCUUAUCAACUUUACCGUAAUACAACAUUAGGCAACAUGCUACAGGAAACCCUAGACGAGAUGUUACAGUACGGGCAAAUUACUCCACAUCUGUGUAGUCGCGUGCUGAUACAGUUUGAUAAGUGCAUCAAUGCGGCACUAUCGAAUAGGGUCAAAUCGCGUGUCACGUUCAAGGCAGCGAAGCUGAACACAUACCGCUUUUGUGACAAUGUCUGGACGCUGAUGCUUAACGAUGUGGAGUUCCGAGAGGUGCACGAGUUUGCCAAGGUGGACAAAGUGAAAAUUGUCGCUUGUGAUGGCAAGAAUGUUCCGAUAUCAGAUGAACCAACACGCACGGACCGAUAAGAAAGCGGGUCAUGGCAUGCUGCACAUUGCAAAGUGUAGCCAGCUUUACACGAUUUUCUUCUACCAUCUCUUGUUUUAGUUGAUAAGUCUGCUCGAACAUGGGCAUACGAACGAAUGUGCAACAAAUAAAAACCUUUACUAUGUCAGCAAAGUUGCUACGAAAUAUAA